Cricetulus griseus (Chinese hamster) is the source of this 897-nucleotide messenger RNA. NCBI's taxonomy places the organism in Eukaryota, Metazoa, Chordata, Mammalia, Rodentia, Cricetidae. The record is from RefSeq and is a predicted model, not a curated record.
GCAGAGACACACCCUCAAACAGAGCUUACAUGAGUGUUGGGAGUGGGAAGGUCAGAGACUCACAUGCUUUUCUCUUCUGCAGGGCUCAGGGAAGGUGUGCAGGCAGGUAGAGCUGUCUCUCCCGGAUGCCGAGACUUGACACCCAGCAGUCUCCCAUGGCUCCUUAUCACAUCCGCCAGUACCAGGACAGCGACAACAAAAGGGUCCUGGAUUUGUUCACAAGGGGCAUGGAGGAGCACAUUCCCGCCACCUUCUGCCACGUGCUGACGCUGCCCCGAACCAUUCUGCUCUUACUUGGGUUGCCGCUUGCCAUGGUCCUGGUGUCUGGCUCCUGGCUGCUAGCGACUGUGUGCAUCUUCUCUCUGCUCCUAGUGCUGCGGCUCCUUGCCAGGCAGCCCUGGAAGGAGUAUGUGGCCAAGUGUUUGCGCACAGACAUGGCUGACAUCACCAAGUCCUACCUGAGUGUGUGUGGCUCAGGUUUCUGGGUGGCUGAGUCUGGGAACCAGGUGGUGGGCAUAGUGGGUGGUCUACCAGUCAAGGAUCCCCCAGUAGGGAGGAAGCAGCUGGAGCUCUUUCGUCUGUCUGUGUCCUCACAGCAUCGAGGACAGGGAAUAGCGAAAGCACUGGUCAGAACUGUCCUCCAGUUUGCACGGGACCAGGGCUACAGUGAUGUUGUCCUUGAGACCAGCGUCUUGCAGCGAAGUGCUGAGGCCCUCUACCUGAGCAUGGGCUUCUGGAGGACAGGCCAGUACUUCAUGAGUGUGUUCUGGAGGUUAGUGGAUAUUCCUGUAAUUCAAUUAAAGUAUUCUUUCCCUUCUGCCUAGGAAGUGGGGCUGGGACCUACGCUCCUGUGCAGCUGUUGGCCCCUCUCCACUCACAGGAACCAGUGAACCCUGU